Tachysurus vachellii is the source of this 1912-nucleotide messenger RNA. It is a transcript of the gene miso1, whose product is annotated as c18h3orf33 homolog (H. sapiens). The record is from RefSeq and is a predicted model, not a curated record. The transcript is spliced from 5 exons. The coding region runs from base 31 to 783 and encodes 250 amino acids. NCBI's taxonomy places the organism in Eukaryota, Metazoa, Chordata, Actinopteri, Siluriformes, Bagridae.
GGGCGUGGCUUCCCUGCAGUUGUAAACAACAUGGAUGACUCGUGUAGUAAACAAACAGAGAAGGAUAAGAAACAAUCUGUAAACAUUAUAUCUGAGGUAUCAAAGUUUGCUGAUGAAAACCUUACUUUUAUCCGGAGCAUCAGCACAUGUCUCGGUGUAGUUGGUGUGAUUGUAAUAGCAAGGAGCAUCAGGCUGAUGACCAAAUUCUGCUCCCCGUCUGAAAUCCCGUCUCGCUUCAUUGAGAAAAACGUCAGCCUUAGAGGAAAAGUCAGAAGUGUGACAGAAAGAGGGCUAGAAGUGGAACACGUCCCGAUACACAUCCCUUUAUUGUCUCCGUUGCUGUCUAAACGUCAGGUCGCGACCCCGCUUCGCGUGUGUUUGGCCGGCGUGGAUUUGACCCCAGAGGGCCACGACUGGCUCAACAAGACACUGAGGACAGACGAGACGGUGUGGUUACGACUCAUCAGCCGACAAGACGAGAGCCUCCACUGCCUGGUGUCACUCAGUGAGCGUCUUCUGUUUAACCUGUGUAUAAACGAGGAGAUCCUGCGCCUGGGGCUGGGCAGGACGGCGCCUCUCCACGGCCUCGACCCUCGCUCUCGUCUUUACUGGAGAAUUCACACACGGCUGCUGAAGUGCGAGCUCAGGGCCGAGAGGAAGGGCCAGGGCCUCUGGGAACAGGAGAGUCUGAGAGAAAAGCUCACACAAGUUAUCAGAAAUAACUCCAUCGUCGCAGCCGUGUGGAGAAUCAUACAGUGGGUGUCGAGGACGAAGGACAGGUGAAGACGUGACGUGCCAUGGACUUCUGAGAUACGUGCUGGCUUUCAGUUGUUGUGUUAUGCGAGAUAUUAAAAUCUGAGUGUGGAUUGUGUUUUUCUCUUUCUCUCUCUCUCUCUCUUUUUUUUUUGGACACAUGUUUUUAACCUGCAUGUUAUUCUCACGUGAGCUUUCUUAAGGACCUGAUCCCAGCCUAGCUGCUGAACCCGCCUUCCACUCGUGUCUUGGGAUAAUCCCGAGAUCCUGUAAGCUUCUCCUCUCUUUCCACUUCAUCUACUCAUACCCUCUCUCACUCCCCCACAUAUCCCACAAUGCCCCUGGAUUGUAAGUAGGUGGUGGAGGAGUGUAUUGUCACAGUGAUAAAGCAGUAUGACUCUGCUGGUGAACCCACACAUAGACAAUAAGGAUGGGGUGAUGGGGGGUGCCGUCGUCAUAGAAACACCAAAUCCAGAAGACAAAGUGCACUAGGGUCCUAGGGGCCCUGGACCACAAGAAGGGGGAGAAAUGAAAGAGAGUAGGGAGAAGAAUGAACGGGAGAAACAGGGCAAACUUUUGGUGUUUCAGAAGAUCCUUUUUAUUUAAAUGAAUUACAUGAUGUGAAGUAAAUAUAACCAGUCGUCUAAUAUAACAGUGUAUCACAGUGACUUCAUAUUUUACACUCUGAAUCAAUGUGAUGCAAUUUGUCAAGACUAAUAAUAAUAAUAAUAAUAAUAAUAAAAAAAUAGAUGCUGUAAACGGUCGUUCCUUCAUCAAACUUUUAUAUUUCUCAUAUUUCUUCUCACUUUAAUAAAUAAUAAAUAAAUAAAAGCUUGUCAUGUUAGUGAGAAACCACAAAACACAACCUUCUCUGUCCUGAAGACUUUCCUCCUUCUGGAAAAAAAAGUCACUAGAGUGACGUAAAAGUGAUUGUUUUGUUUGAUUUCAACAUUUUUUUCACUGUUAAAUUACAAAAAAAAUGAAAUAUAAAUGAAAUAUAAAUUACUGCCAGAAGCUGCGGUAUAAUCACGUUUAACACGUGAAAUCUAACACUUUUUAUAUUUUUAAUGGGGCCAAAAUAAAAGAACAAAUACAGUUCAAUUGGGUUUUUACAUUUCUAGAAUAUUCAGAUCAUUGUAGUGCAUAUAAAUAUAUAUUG